Messenger RNA from Sebastes umbrosus (honeycomb rockfish), 4936 nucleotides. RefSeq names its product trichohyalin-like. The coding region runs from base 35 to 3961 and encodes 1308 amino acids. Lineage: Eukaryota; Metazoa; Chordata; Actinopteri; Perciformes; Sebastidae. Gene Ontology annotation, biological process: spermatogenesis. The transcript is spliced from 28 exons. The record is from RefSeq and is a predicted model, not a curated record.
UGACAACAAGCUGUGAUAUGAGUGUUUAGCCAGCAUGAACCUGCUCUCAGCCUCAGGAGAGGAGCUGAAAGUUGCCCUCCAGGAUCCUGGGACAGAGACAAACAACAUUAAACAGCUUCUAGACGAGUUUAAGGGACUUUACGAGCAGAGGUUGAGAUGUCUGGAGCUGGACACCACUGUAACCCGAGAGGAGUUACUGCAGAAGAAAGUGAAUUUCCUGUGGUCUUACGUGAGUGACCUCGCAGACCAGAACCAGGUGCUGGUUCAGACCAUCGAGGAUCUGCAGAAGGAGGCCGACUACAAGGAUUCCAAUCGGGGAAUGAAGCGCCGCACCUCUGAUCGUAUUUUGGACGUGUCUGAGGCUGAUCUGAGGACUUUGUUGCUGGAUGAGCUUGUUGGACCUGCGGCUCACGUCCCACACAGUACUGGUUCCUUGGUCCAGAUUGCAUCGGAGUUAGAAGACCUGAAAAUCCAGUUGCAAACCAAGGACAUGGUCAUCUGCGAUCUGGAGAAGGAGCUCGGAGAGAAUCUCCAGCAGAAGCAAAAGAGUGCAACACAGGUGCUGGAAAGUAGCGAGAGGCUGGUGCACCUGCAGAGCGAGCUCUCGUGUCUGCAGCGGAUCCAGAAAGACAACAUGAAGGAGAUCGCUGAGAAAGACGUCUGCAUCACCAAACUGCAGGCUAACGUUGAGCUGCUGCAACAAGAGGGAGCUGACACACGCGCUCAGCUCUCCAAGCUGAGUGUGAGGGCGAGGGAGCUUCAGGAGGAGCUGAAGAGGAAAGAGGAGGAAUGGAGGCAAAGAGAAGACGAACUGAGACGCAAAUGUGAAAAGGAGCAUCAGAAAGCAGAGGAGUGGAGGAGGCAGGAGCAACAGAAGAGGGAGGAGGAGAGGGUGAAGAGAGUGGCGGAGGAGAAGAAGAGGGAGGAAGAGUGGAAGAGGGGCGUUGUGGAGGCCCAUGCUCAAGCUGUUAAAAAGUGGGCUGAGAAGGCGGCUAUUCUGAAUUCUGAGUUGGAGGUCAGCAGGAAGCAGGUGGAGCGACAGAACAGGAAGCUGUCAGAGUCUCACCAGAAGGAGGAGAUGCUUCUCUCUGAGGCCGAGGCCAAAAUGGUGUCUUUAAGGGACGAGCUCGGUGCCUUGUUCGAGAUGAGGAUGGAGGAGAAAGAGGCGAGGAUUAACCAACUAAUUGAGACGCUGAAUGGAGCGAGACAAAAGAUGAAAGCGAGAGAGGAGCAUGUGAGGCACCUGGACCAGGAUGUGGUUGGUUUGCGAGCCACACAGGACUCUCUGAAGGGAACCUUGGCCAUGAAGGAGAAACACACACAACAGCUGGUCCUAGACAACGCACAGCUCAAAGAAAGCCGGGCUUCACUGCAGAGCAAAUUACAAACCACUGAGUGCAUGUUGAGUGACAUCAGUGAAACCCUGGAUCAGACCAAAACCAGCCUGGACACGGAGAGACAGCAGAGGCAGCUGAUCCAAGACCAGUUGCACCAUGCCAACAAAGAGAUGGAGCAUCUGCAGCAGGAGCUAACGCAUGUCUGUCACGCCACUGAAAAGAAGAUUCAGAAGAGGGAGAUGAAGAUAUGCGCGCUGGCAAAGGAGCUCACAGAGAGUAAGAAGCAGCACUCUGAAUGUCAGAAAGAGUUGCUCCGAAGAGAGAAGGCUUCGGAGAAACUGAGCGAGGAGAGGGAUGAGCUGAGAGCCAAGAUGGAGGACCGGAGCAGAGAGUUUGUCCACCUCGACCAGACCAAAGAGAGACUGGAGGCUGACUUGGCCCUGAGCCACGAGAAACUCCACACCUCGCACCUGGAGGUUCGAAGCAGAGAUCAGUUGAUUCUGCAGUUAAGAGCUGAAAUGAAGACGGCUGAACAGAAGCAUCAAAGGAAACAGGAGCAGGUGGCAGCACUGGAGGGCGAGGUUAGACGCUUGAAACACAAGGUCAGAGGACACCAGGAAGAGACGUGUCUGCUAAGCGAAAAGGUCAGAGAUAUCGAGCGCCUCGCGGACCAGAAAGAGAAAGAACAGCAGCAGCAACAUGAUCAGCUCCGUAUUGGUCAGCAACAGGUCGAGACAUUCGAAGGGAAGCUAAAAGAGCAGGAGGUCGAGAUGGAGCUUCUUCAUCAGCAGCUGAAAGGAGCCAAGGAGGAGCUGGGAGAUGCCAGUUUACAAGCCCAGGAGCAGAAAGAAACAGUAGCCAUUUUUAGACACAAGUACACCGCAGCAAUAGAGAAGGUGCAUAGGGUGCAAGGGCAGGUGGAGCUUUUGGAAGAGGAGCUACGAUAUUCACAGCAACAGCUGAGAGAGUCCCAACUGGCAACUCAUUCGGUGAAGGACGAGGUAGCCGAGAUGGAGAGGCGGUUUCAGGAAAAGGUCGGCCAGUGGGAGAACUCACAGGAGGCUCUUGACCAGUUGACGGAUGAGCUGCAGGCCAAUCAGAAUCUACUGAGGGAGAGUCAACAAAAAGAGGACCACCUUAAAGGCCUGAUAGGAUCCCUGCAGGAGCAGGCGGACACACUCAAACAGCAGAAACUGAUGUUGGAGUGUGACCUACAGCUUUAUCAACAGAGCCAUUCUCACUCUGACGAGGACUACCUCGGCCUGCUGAGACACAGACAGCAGCUGCAGAAGCGCUGCACUGAGCAGGUUGAGCGCCUUGCGGAGUGUGAAAAGGCUAUUCUUCAGAUGAAGUCAGAGCUGGAGAGACAAGCCCGGGAAAAAGCGGGUCUGAAGCAAAGUCUCGUUGCGUCCCACCACACACACAUGAGCAAUCACAGCCAGCUGGAACAGGAAGUGACACGCCUGAAAAAGGAAGCUACACGCUUAGAGCUCCAGCUGGCAGACACCCAAAAGGUACAUGUGACGCUCCUCAGGCAGUCAGAGGAGGAGCGGAAGGAGGCCGGACGAGAGGCGGCGAGGAGGAGCAGCGAGGUGGACGCGCAGAGAGGGGAGGUGCGGAGACUUCAGGGAGAGUUACUGAAGGGGGAGGAGAAGGCGAGGAGCGCCGUCAGAGAGAAGCAGACGCUGAGCGUUCGCGUCACGCAGUUGAGCCGAGAGCUGGAGGAGCUACGCCGCGAGCUGCAAGUGACAGUGGAGGAGUUGGCAGCCCGUGCAGAGGAGGCGAGGCGGAUGGAGGGGUGCUUGAAUGAGGGGAAGCUAGCAGAGGGGAAAAUAAGGUCAAUGGCUGUGAGGCUGGAGACGGAGGUGGCGGAGCUCAAGAGGAAUCUCCAGCAGGCUGUCGAUCACAAACUCGAGGCAGAGCGGGAGAAACAGGAUGCACAGGAGCAGGAGGACACACUCCGGUCGGAGCUGGAGGGGACGCGGUCCGACAACGCAAACCUUCGCCAUGAGAGCCAACUGGUCAUGACGAAUGUCAACCGUUGGAUUACUGAACAAAAGGCCUCCAGCGAGAGCCUCACUGCCCAGAUGAAGGCCCAAAACAAGGUGCUGAUCAUCGUCACUGAAGAGAAAGAACAUCUCCAGGACGCUAAUGACACAUUGAAGGCGGAGGUAAAGAGACUGAAAGAGGUGGCGGAUGAGAAGGAGAGAGACAUGGAGCGCUUCAAGGCCCGGAUCCGAGACCAGGGCAUCCUCCGGCGAGACGACAGAACCGUGGAGAAGCAGGGCCGCGUGGCUCUAAACCUCAGCAAAAUCGAGGACAUGCAGACUAGACUGCGAAGCAACCUGGAGGCCAUCGGAAUGCUAAAUCAACAAUUAAACUCCCUCAGCAGGGAGAAUAAGCGGUUGCGUAGGCAGCUGGAGGAGGAGAGGUCCAUGCGUAGACGAGUGGAGCAACUGCUCCCUCCUCCUCCUCCCACCUCCCAGCGGUGCUCCUCCGUCCACCUCCCCCUCUCCCUCAGUGCCCGCCCAGCUCCUCCCUACAUCUCCCUCCCUCAUCCCCUGAGCCUGGAUGCAGCGAUAGGGGACACUGACGGGAUUCUAACCCGAACCCAGCUGAGCUAAGCUCGGCCAGGGAGACCAGGUGAGUCCGAGGCUUCCGGUGAAGCCUUCUGGAUCAGGCCGGAUCUGGAAGACGCUCGGUCUGGGAGGACAAGCAGGGAUCUGAACAAAUGAAACCCCCUGAAGACUUUGACCUGUCAUGACUUUUUGACCCCAAGCUCCUCACCGGAGAGUGCGCUCAGUAUGAGGUUAAUGUCCUGCAGGUCAAAGUCAAGUCCCAGGGUGCUUAUCGCCUGAGGGUGGCUCCAGAACCGGCGAACGAUGGAAUUCCCUCAAAUCGUCAAAAAUCAACUCAAAUGUAGAGAUUUAAUCCAACACAUUUUUUAUAGAUUCUGACACUUAACAUAAAAAAACUGCAUUGCAUCCUCAAACCGCUGCUGAGCAGUGGCAGCUUGUAGCAUUAUAGCAAUUACUUCUUCAAAUAAUGAUCUUGUUUUGCAUCAAAACUGUAGCACUAAGCACUAACAUAUAUUUUGUCUGCACUUAUUCUGACAGUUCUGAUGAACUUUAAUCACUUUAACUCAACCUAAAUAGGCAAAUCAACUAAACAGAACAACUGCAAAGUGUUGACGAAUGUGUCUCACACCGGCGAAGAGUCGUUCUUUGGGAUAAAUGAGGGAGGGCACAUCAUCAGUAUCCGCAGGCGUACCUCACAUGUCGAUGUGGACGGCUGUAACACAGUCUCUGAUUACGCUGCAGCUGUGCGCCAUGUGUCCUGCAUCUACUGCGGUGGAUGCGGCCGCGUGUCUUUAUGUGCAGAGUACAUUAUGUGUCUGCGUGCUUCUGUCUCUCUGCAAGUGCCUGUGGGUGAGCGUGCGCUCGCGUGUGAUUGAGUAUAUUAGAUGUUUAUUAUCGUAGAUGUUUUUUUUUAUAUUUUUGUUUUAUACUUUAAAAACUAUUUAUUGAUUUGUCUGUGUGUUCGAGGCCCCCGUGUUGUAAAGACGGGAGAAUAAAAACAGAUACAUUUGUAAGCAGUCA